GCGAUGCGCGGGAAGUAAGGGAUUCGCAGACCACAAAAUUCCAUUCAACUGGAUACCGGUCGUGAAGUCUGACUGACUACUGCACAACUGGACAAAUAUUUCGGUUGGAGACAAGUCCUUUGCGUGAUCCAGAAGACUCUGAAGCAGACGCAUUCCACCAGCUCACAAUGCCUCCUCCUCGAGGCACACCGCCGCCAAGUCAGGGCUACAGCACAGAUACCGCUUUCGGUCGCGCUCAUCCCAAAGUGAUGAAGAGCCUUAUCAUAGCGUGUCAAUUCUCAGGACCGCUACUGAUUGGGACGCUACUCUGGACCGCCGGAUUCCUGAAGCGACCCAUGUGGGAGAGAGUCAUCAUGUGGAGGGCAUAUCUAUGGACUUACAUCUCGAGAUGGGUCCUCGUCAGCUGCGCGAUCACUUGGACGUUGAACGGGUGGGAUUCUCGGGAUGAAGGACAGGGAAGGAACACGGAUCCAAAUUGAGCAGCUUGCCCACAUGCCAGUGGCGGCCUUGCUUGUGAGCUUUUGGAGGGACUUGCGCGGACGGUGAUGACAUGAUUGGUGGAGCCUUCAUUUCCAACAGCAUUUGAGGAGCAUUCUUUUCCAACAGGAUCUGAGGAGUACGGUCGCUGAUGUCCACUGUUCCAAGACCAAAAGUCGAUCAAGGAGCAACUCGGGAUUAAUAGCUGGACUUUCCGAGGGUACUAGCCUCCUCAUGAAGAGCAAUGAGCACGGCAUCUUCCACGCAUCUUGAUCCCCACGGCGACAACGAGAACAUCUCUGACACCCUAUAGCUCGCAUCCAACCAGGACAUUAUUGUGCCGGUGCGUGUCACUCCAGCAGCCCAUCCUACCUUCGCAGCAUCGCCCUCGCCAUCGCCCUCGCCCCUUGGUAUCACCAGCAGAAACCGACCUGCCACACCGUCUCACGGUCUCACCGCCUUCCUUACAUCAUUUACUUCUCUUCAAUUCACUCCGCCUCACUCAAUCCUUGCUGCUCUAAACACGGCGACCUCCCACUCACCCACACAAACAAUCACUCCGCCCGUCGAAAAAGGGCGCAAAAAAAAGGGUGCCCAAAAAACUUUUUCCACCCUACCAGGUAUUCGAACAUCUGAACUUUUCUCCUUUUCAGGGGUCCAUAGAGUUACUUGGUGGUUCGAUCUGGAGUACGGUUAACGGGUGGGAAGUUGAAAACUCAGCCCUUCUCUUCUCACGGUUCUUGAUCCUCGAGAAGGGCCUGGUUUUUUUUCUUGGCGGGGGUUUUGAUAACUUGAGCUAUCGACACCUUCAUCGAGCAUCCACAUUGAUUGUUGCGGUGCUACUCCGAUUGUCGAGAACAAUUCGACGAGUUCGGUAUAUCUCCCCUAUAAUUUUUCUGGGUCUGGGGCUGUCGGCACUGAAAAGGGCGGGCACAAGGCAAAAGGCAAGAAGUGAAUGGAUGCAAUCAUGUGAUCAGGUGCGACACCCUUGGUCCGGUGUUGACAAUCGGAGGGCGCUGGCGGGUGAGUUGGCAGUAUAGUGGCUACGGCUGACAAGCCCAGUGAGUACUGAGGAAGGUGCUUGGAUACCUAGCUACCUAGUUAUGAGCUUUACGGAGUAGUGUGGUGCAGGAUAUGCUUGCAUCGCGAGAUGAGAUGAGAUGUUCAAGGCAAUAAUACCUGGACAUCCUUACCUGCUGAACGAAGCUUGGUAAUAGUCAGCCGGCCGCUGGUGGCAGCGUAUCAAUGAGCAUCUAAGACUCCCGCAGGAUAAAUUG
Molecule: messenger RNA, 1754 nt
Organism: Exophiala xenobiotica
Lineage: Eukaryota; Fungi; Ascomycota; Eurotiomycetes; Chaetothyriales; Herpotrichiellaceae
Exons: 1
Coding region: 168-479 (103 amino acids)
Source: RefSeq, a predicted model, not a curated record